Molecule: messenger RNA, 2934 nt
Organism: Daucus carota subsp. sativus
Lineage: Eukaryota; Viridiplantae; Streptophyta; Magnoliopsida; Apiales; Apiaceae
Exons: 13
Coding region: 528-2741 (737 amino acids)
Biological process (GO): proteolysis
Cellular component (GO): cytosol
Molecular function (GO): serine-type endopeptidase activity; oligopeptidase activity
Source: RefSeq, a predicted model, not a curated record
UGUGCAAAAGUAUUUAGCAAGAGAAUUCCUGAUGCUUUGUUGAACAUGGGAAUUGUACAAGCAGACAUUGAUACUGAAGUAUUCUGUUCAACUUAUGAAAUAGCUACAGAUUAUCGAGACAGCGUUACUCGACAGCGCAAAUGAUCAGGACAAACUACCCUUUUCAAGACUCAUAAAAGGGGAGAUUCUCCAAAGAGAAUAUAUAGGAAUCAGAAGCCAAGUUCUCGGUCCCAACACAAAAUGACGACAUUAUGUCAACAUAUUACGCCAUUUCCCGUAUCUUGAUGUGCACUUUAAUUACAAACCAUUGGAUACAGAACCAGAGAUAUGCACAUAAGUCGUGAUCAGCCCCGGUUGGAGCGGGGGUUAAGCUCCAACUUGAUUCCGCCACUGGCUAUGCAUGAUGACCUCAUUUACUAUUCAUACCCGCCAUUUUCAAAUGUGAACCACAUCAACUUCCCUUAUAUUUAUACGCACAACUAAGCCACAUACUCUCCAAGCAAUUUUACUCCUACAGGCUACAUCUCAUGGGGUCUCUUUCUGUCUUAGAACACGAGCCAUUGCAAUAUCCACACGCCCGCCGUGAUGAAUCUGUACUUGAUAACUAUCACGGUGUUAUGGUUCCUGAUCCUUAUCGGUGGCUUGAGGAUCCUGAGUCCGAGGAGGUGAAGGAGUUUGUGCAGAAACAGGUGAACUUGACAGAAACAGUGCUUAAGAAGUGCGAAACACGAGAAAAGCUUCGGGAUAGCUUAACCAAGCUAUUCGAUUAUCCAAGGUACGAUGUUCCUUUCAGGAGAGGAGACAAGUAUUUCUACUUCCACAACUCCGGCCUUCAACCGCAGAGGGUUCUCUACAUGCAGGAUAGUCUGGAUGGAGAACCAGAAGUUCUGCUCGAUCCAAAUGGGCUGAGCAAGGAUGGCACAGUUUCACUUAACAGGUGUGCUGUUAGCCAGGAUGCUAAGUACUUGGCUUAUGGUCUUAGUUCUAGUGGAAGCGAUUGGAUGAACAUCAAAGUUAUGAGCAUUAAAGACAGGAUACCUGAGCCAGAUACUUUGUCAUGGGUCAAGGUUUCAGGCAUCAGCUGGACUCAUGAUAGCAAAGGAUUUUUUUAUAGUCGGUAUCCACCUCCCAAUGAGGGAAAAGAAUUUGCCGCUGCAUCAGAAACCAGUGCUGGGACAGAGACCAAUGCUAACCUCGACCAUCAGCUGUACUAUCAUUUCUUGGGUACUGAUCAAUCUGAAGAUAUUUUGUGCUGGAGAGAUCCUGAUAACCCAAAACACACAUGUAUGGCCUCAGUAACAGAAGAUGGAAAGUAUGUUCUUCUGUAUAUCUACGAGAAUUGUGACCCAGUAAAUAAGUUUUACUACUGCAACCUUUUCAAUUUACCUAAUGGACUUCAAGGUCAAAAGGGAAGGGAUUUGCUUCCCUUUGUGAAGCUUGUUGACAAAUUUGAGGCAAGCUAUCAGUAUAUUGCAAAUGACGACACUGAAUUCACAUUUCUUACUAAUAAGGAUGCUCAAAAGUACCGCCUUAUCCGAUUAGAUUUGGAGGAACCAAGCAUCGUAAUUGAAGUACUUCAAGAAACUGAAAAUGAUGUUCUUGAGUCAGUUGAUGCAGUCAAUGAUAAUCAGAUGAUUGUAACUUAUUUAAGUGAUGUUAAGCAUGUACUGCAGUUGAGGGACUUGAGAACAGGAUCCUUGCUGCAUCAUCUCCCCAUUGACAUCGGCACUGUUUAUAAUGUCAGUGCUCGUCGUAAAGACAACAGUCUUUUUAUUGGCUUUACAAGCUUCCUUACACCUGGUGUUGUAUAUCACUGCAACUUAGAAAGUGGAACACCUGAUUUGAGAAUAUUCCGGGAAAUUUUGGUUUCCAAAUUUGACCGGACAGAGUUUCAGGUUAAUCAGGUGUUUAUUCCCAGUAAGGAUGGCAUCUUGAUACCAAUGUUUAUAGUCGGUGGAAAGAAUAUCCUAUUGGAUGGCUCAAACCCUUGUUUACUAUAUGGAUAUGGAGGAUUUAGUGUUAGUCUUACACCAUCAUUCAACAUAAGUCGAAUUGCUCUCAUGAAGCAUUUAGGUAUCGUCUACUGCUUAGCUAAUAUACGUGGUGGUGGAGAGUAUGGGGAAGAAUGGCAUAAAGCUGGACAACUGGGGAACAAGCAGACUUGCUUUAAUGACUUCAUUUCUGCUGCUGAGUAUCUUGUAUCUGCUGGUUAUACUCAGCCCAAAAAGUUGUGUAUCGAGGGUGGAAGCAAUGGUGGCAUUCUUAUUGGGGCUUGCAUUAAUCAGAGACCAGAUCUUUUUGGCUGUGCACUUGCCCAUGUUGGUGUCAUGGACAUGCUUAGAUUUCACAAGUUCACUGUAGGCCAUACCUGGACUUCAGAAUUUGGCUGUUCUGAAAAGGAAGAAGAGUUCCACUGGCUAAUCAAGUACUCACCAUUGCACAAUGUGAGUCGACCAUGGGAACGUUCCUGUCAUAAAGCUUCCCAGUACCCACCUACAAUGUUAUUGACAGCUGAUCAUGAUGAUCGAGUUGUGCCUUUACAUACCUUGAAACUUUUGGCGACCAUGCAAUACGUCCUAUGCACAAGUACAUCUGCAAACCUUCAAAACAACCCGAUAAUCGGAAGAAUUGAUUGCAAAGCUGGCCACGGUUGUGGACGUCCAACACAGAAAGUGAUUGAUGAAACUGCAGACAGGUAUAGCUUCAUGGCUAAGAUGUUAGGCGCGGCCUGGGUUGAUUAGACACUGUUGUUUGCUUGGCAUCAGAAUUGUAUUUUUAUUAAGAGAAUUAAAUCUUCUGGUAAAUAUAGAAUAAUGAUAAGAAAUAGCUACAAUGCAGCAUCAAAUGUCAACUAUGGUCACUGGCUCACUGCCCCGUUCUCAUGUCAUGUCGAGGCACUGUCCAAAAUUAAUCAGUGAUCUAUCAAAUUCUCUA